Messenger RNA from Cottoperca gobio, 999 nucleotides. Its product is annotated as acidic repeat-containing protein-like. NCBI's taxonomy places the organism in Eukaryota, Metazoa, Chordata, Actinopteri, Perciformes, Bovichtidae. The record is from RefSeq and is a predicted model, not a curated record. Bases 1 to 999 code for a protein of 332 amino acids. The transcript is spliced from 3 exons.
AUGAAGCGCAGACGAGACGGGGAGAGAGAAGUACGACAUGCAACAAAGGUCUCAAGGAGUCAAACCUACAGCAUCGUGCAGACCUGCGUCUUUACCGACUACACUGACGACUACACUGACGAGUACACUGACGACUACACUGACGACUACACUGACGACUACACUGACGACUACACUGACGACUACGCUGACGACUACACUGACGAGUACGCUGACGACUACACUGACGACUACACUGACGACUACACUGACGACUACGCUGACGACUACACUGACGACUACACUGACGACUACGCUGACGACUACGCUGACGACUACGCUGACGAGUACGCUGACGACUACGCUGACGACUACGCUGACGACUACGCUGACGACUACGCUGACGACUACGCUGACGACUACGCUGACGACUACGCUGACGAGUACACUGACGACUACACUGACGACUACACUGACGAUACGCUGACGAGCUACGCUGACGAGUACGCUGACGAGUACGCUGACGAGUACGCUGACGACUACGCUGACGAGUACGCUGACGACUACGCUGACGAGUACGCUGACGACUACGCUGACGACUACGCUGACGAAUACGCUGACGACUACGCUGACGAGUACGCUGACGACUACCCUGACGACUACGCUGACGACUACGCUGACGACUACGCUGACGACUACGCUGACGACUACGCUGACGAGUACGCUGACGACUACGCUGACGAGUACGCUGACGACUACGCUGACGACUACCCUGACGAGUACGCUGACGACUACGCUGACGACUACCCUGACGAGUACGCUGACGACUACGCUGACGACUACGCUGACGAGUACGCUGACGAGUACGCUGGCGACUACGCUGACGACUACGCUGACGAGUACGCUGACGAGUACGCUGACGACUACGCUGACGACUACGCUGACGACUACGCUGACGAGUACGCUGACGACUACGCUGACAUGUUGGAAGAAGCUGAAACAGGCGGGUUUGCAUUGUAA